ACAGUCGACACUCGGCAGCACGCCUGAUCGGUUAAUCUUACCAGUGUCCAUUUUUAGCUUCUUUUGGAAAUGUUUAUUGAAAAUUAACUUAAUUUAAACGUGUGUUUUAUAUUUCUGACUAAAAAUGGAGAAUAUAUCGGAAGCUUCUGUGAUUCAGUCUAAUAACCCGAGUCCGGUACUCGACAUCACAGAAGAUUCGGGCUUUUCCAGCAUUUCGGGAUCCAAUACAGAUUUCACAGAUGGUAAACUGGUCGAUUUAGUACCGAUCUCAGAAGAAGAUGAAAUUGCUCGUGCUCUUUUGGAAAAGGAAGCAAGGAAGUUAGAAAGGAAGCGAAAGCGAGAGGAAGAAGUAGCUUUAAAGCAGAUUGCUGAUCAAGAAUAUGAUCGUGAACUUCAAGAACAUCGCUACAAAAGUUUGAUGCAUCUUCUUGAUCAAAGCCAGUUUUAUUCCAAUUUCAUCAUGAAGAAGAUUGAUGAUACUGCAGAUCCAAAGUUGGAAGGCGCAAAAAAAAGUGGCAGGCCUAAAGCAAAUGGAAACUUGCUGGUUUCACAGCAAAAAUCUAAAAAGGGAGCUGCUAAAACCAAGAAAGAAGAUUUGCGAGAAUACGUUUCUGAUGAUUUGAAGAAAAAGCUGCAGAAAAAAGCAAACUUGAGCGAUGAAGAAAUCGAGGCAGCACUUAUAGAUAGUUCAGACGAUGAGAAUGUCCCGCCUGAGGAGGAAAAUCAACCAUUUGUGCAUCCAAAGUAUUUCCAUGGAAUUCUGCACGAGUACCAACAAGAAGGUCUCCAGUGGUUAAAAGUCCUUUAUGAAAAUGGCUUAAAUGGUAUUUUAGCCGACGAAAUGGGUCUGGGAAAAACGGUCCAAGUAAUCGCUUUAAUGAGCCAUCUCAUCGAGAAAAAUCAGGCUGGCCCUUUCCUCAUUAUAGCGCCCUUGUCCACAAUUCCGAAUUGGUUGCUGGAAUUCGAAAGAUUCGCUCCUGAUUUACCGGUAGUUUUGUUUCAUGGCACCGCCGACGACAGACGAGCCGUCUACAGGACUAUUAAACAUAAGACUACAGUUGGCAGUUGUAGAACGCAACCGAUUGUUCUCACCACUUAUGAAAUGCCCGUGAUGGAGAAGAAAUUUUUGCGCACUCAAAACUGGCGAUACAUCGUGAUAGACGAAGGGCACAGGAUUAAAAAUCAUCAGUGCCAGCUUGUUCAAGUACUAAAAUCCUGCAAGUCGAUGAAUCGUCUCCUUCUGACGGGAACUCCCCUUCAGAACAAUUUGCAAGAACUCUGGUCUCUCCUGAAUUUCCUCCUGCCGGAAAUCUUUAAUGACCUGGAAGUUUUUGAAUCCUGGUUUGAUGCGAAGGAGCUCCAGAACGAGGAAGGCACCAAGAAGUUCCUGAAGCAGGAGGAGGAGAAAAGAGUUUUGGCUUCCUUGCGGGAAAUACUGAAGCCUUUUAUGUUGAGAAGAGUCAAAGACGAUGUCAAUUUGCAGAUUCCAGCGAAGAAGGAAGUCAUUGUAUACGCCCCAAUCACCGAAUUACAACGCGAUCUGUACAAAGCUGUUUUAAAUCGAGAUAUUCAAGUGUUUACGAAGGUGGAAGAAUCGCUGAUAUUGGAAGAUGUGAACGGAUCGAGGCCGAAGAGAAGGUGCGUUCUGAACAAUUCGAGAGGCUUCAACGAUUCUGCAUGUGAUUUUCCACCUUCUUCUCCAUCCACCUCGUCUCCAUCUCCUCUGCGCGGCGAUGAGGAUUCCGAGGAUAAGGAUUGGAAAGUCAAUGCCACCUACGACAAUAAGAAUCUGAACAAGUGGAAAGAGUACACAACAAUUACUGAAAGUACUUGCGAAUAUUUGGUGCGAAUGAAAUUCGGAAACAAAUCAAUGCUUUACAAAAAAAUUGUCAGCCAUCCGUAUUUGGUCUACUGUCCCAUGGAUUAUUCAGGCUUACCAAAAAUAGACGAAGACUUAGUUAAAGCUUCUGGAAAGCUUCUCGUUCUUGACAAACUACUCGAAAAACUGAAAGCUAGUGGACACAAGGUUUUGCUCUUUUCGACGAUGACACAAAUUUUGGACAUGCUUGAAGAUUACUUAUCCUUGCGACCAGACCAUCUCUACCUUCGCCUAGAUGGGACUACUGACAUCGAGGAUAGGAAAGAAAGUAUCAGUCAGUUUAACAGUGAUCCCAACAUUUUCCUAUUUCUAAUUUCUACGAGAGCUGGAGGUAUCGGUCUCAAUUUAGCAUCCGCGGAUACUGUCAUCAUUUAUGACAGCGAUUGGAAUCCACAAGCCGAUAUCCAGGCAAUGGCUCGUUGUCAUAGAAUCGGCCAGACUAGACCAGUUGUAAUUUAUAGACUCUGCUCGAAGGGAACAUUCGACGAAAAAAUUAUUCAGCGAGCAGAGGCAAAACGUAAAUUAGAGAAAAUGGUCAUUUCGAAAGCCGAUUUCUCCUUUAACCUCAACAACAAAGAGACACUCAUAAAACUUCGUGAACUGUUAGAAUCGAAAGAAUGCGAAGUAGUCUCUCCUGAUAAAGAUGUUUUUAGCGAAGAGGAACUUGAUAAACUACUCGACAGAAGUGACCUGCAUCAAUAAUUGAAAACGGAAAAUCCUAAAGUCCAAAAAUUACUCUAGACUGAAUUAUUAAAUUUAAUAUUUAAAUUUACACAAGUUUCAAUGACGUUUUUUUUGUGACUUGCUUGUGUAUAGAUUU
Molecule: messenger RNA, 2699 nt
Organism: Belonocnema kinseyi
Lineage: Eukaryota; Metazoa; Arthropoda; Insecta; Hymenoptera; Cynipidae
Product: lymphoid-specific helicase-like
Exons: 7
Coding region: 125-2581 (818 amino acids)
Biological process (GO): lymphocyte proliferation; pericentric heterochromatin formation; DNA methylation-dependent constitutive heterochromatin formation
Cellular component (GO): nucleus; pericentric heterochromatin
Molecular function (GO): ATP binding; ATP-dependent chromatin remodeler activity; chromatin binding
Source: RefSeq, a predicted model, not a curated record